GCCAUUGGCCCUUCGCCCACCCGGGAGCUGUGAUCCUGCACUUCGGGUCCCUGAGGUCUGGAUUCUUUCUCCCCUACUGAGACGCAGCCAGUAGGUCCACAGGCCGAUCCAACUGGGAGUUGAAGUGGGUCAGGACGAAGGAAGAAGGAGGGCUUCGGAGUGCGACGGGGGUUAGGUGAAGCUGGGGCAAUGCUGGGGUGCUGUUGGUGGUAUUCCAGUCCCAGAAACGCCUGGAACUCCCAACAGAGGACAAAUUCCAGACUCCUCAAGGGACAUCAAGGCUGGAAUGUCGUGGACGACUGAAAUAUGAGUUGGCGAGGAAGAAGAUAUAGACCAAGACGAUGUUUACGACUUGCUCAGCUGGUUGGGCCUAUGCUUGAGCCCAGUGUGCCAGAGCCUCAACAAGAAGAACCACCAACUGAAAGUCAGGAUCAUACACCUGGUCAGAAGAGAGAAGAUGAUCAGGGUGCAGCUGAGAUUCAAGUGCCUAACCUGGAAGCUGAUCUCCAGGAGCUGUCUCAGUCAAAGACUGGGGAUGAAUGCGGAGAUAGUCCUGAUGUCCAGGGGAAGAUUCUGCCAAAAUCAGAGCAAUUUAAAAUGCCAGAAGGAGGGGAAGGGAAACCACAGCUUUAAACGAAGACAACCAAAAGAAUGCAAACUGGAUUUAUCCGAGAUAUUUGACUUUUAAAAAUCUCAAUAAAGUUUUCCAGUUUUCUCCAAA
This is a messenger RNA of Homo sapiens (human), 721 nucleotides long. RefSeq names its product X antigen family member 5 (gene XAGE5). The record is from RefSeq and is marked validated. NCBI's taxonomy places the organism in Eukaryota, Metazoa, Chordata, Mammalia, Primates, Hominidae. The transcript has 6 exons. Bases 307 to 633 code for a protein of 108 amino acids.